AUGAACCACGACGAGAUAUCCGCUAAUGGCAACGCCAACGCGGGCGCUGACGAGGAGCGCAAGGUCCAACCAAUCCCACCAUUGGACGAGAGAGAUAUUAAGCUGGGAUACAUGAGCGAGGCCGAUCGACAUGUCUACGAACAUGGUAUUCAAAAGUUCAGCCGUCUCGGCUGGAAGCGUCUUACCGUCGUGCUUAUUGUGGAGGCUAUCGCAUUGGGCAGUUUGUCAAUUCCUUCUACGUUCGCUACUCUCGGUAUGGUUGCGGGUGUGAUUUGUACCGUUGGACUUGGUCUAGUUGCCAUUUACACCAGUCAUAUCAUUGGCCAAGUCAAGCUUGCUUUCCCCGAGAUCACUAGUUAUGCGGAUACUGGUCGGUUGAUGGGAGCGCGUCUUGGAUGCCCUCGUUUUGGUUAUGAAUUGAUGAGUGGGAUGCUUGCUCUUCAACUACUAUUCCUUACUGGCUCUCACUGCCUAACUGGAACUAUUGCUUUCUUGAAUAUAACCAAAAGCGACGUCUGCUCAGUGGUAUUUGGAGUAGUCUCUGCGAUUAUUCUCCUAUUACUCGCAGUCCCUCCUAGCUUCACCGAGAUGGCUAUCCUGGGCUAUGUCGAUUUUGCCUCGAUUAUCCUCGCUAUUGGUAUUACCGUCAUCGCUACGGGCAUUGAUGCACACAACUCCCCCGGCGGUCUUACCGGUGUUAACUGGUCCGCAUGGCCUAAGGAGGGUAUCACGUUCUCCGAGGCAUUCGUGGCAUUGACGAAUAUCAUUUUCGCGUAUAGCUUCGCCCUCUGCCAAUUCUCCUUUAUGGAUGAAAUGCACACUCCUCGCGACUACGUCAAGUCUAUCUGGGCUCUCGGUAUCACGGAGAUUAUUAUCUAUACCCUUGCCGGAGCCUUGAUCUACGCUUUCGUCGGACAGGAUGUGGGUAGUCCCGCUCUUCUGUCGGCUGGUAGUCUGAUGAAGCGUGUUGCUUUUGGUGUUGCUCUGCCAGUUAUCUUUAUCAGUGGUUCUAUCAACACUGUCGUGUUUGGACGUCUUGUCCAUGGUCGCAUCUUUGCUGAUUCCCACAUCCGCUUUAUUAAUACGAAGAUGGGAUGGUUGACGUGGCUUGCUGUUAUUACUGCUGGCACGAUUAUUGCAUUCAUCAUUGCUGAGGUCAUUCCUUUCUUUAAUGAUUUGCUUUCAAUUUCUUCGUCGCUGUUCAUCUCUGGCUUCACUUUCUAUUUCCCUCCUAUGAUGUGGGCAUUGCUUCUCAAGAAAGGCAAGUGGAGUGAGCCUAAGAAUAUCAUGCUCGGUCUUGUCAACUUGGGUGUCUUCCUGAUUGGUAUGGUUACACUAGUGGCUGGAACAUACUCUAGUGUUGAUGAUAUUAUCAACAAGUACAAGGCGGGUACUGUGCAUGGUGUUUUCACUUGUGGCUCUCCUGAGUAG
Molecule: messenger RNA, 1431 nt
Organism: Penicillium cataractarum
Lineage: Eukaryota; Fungi; Ascomycota; Eurotiomycetes; Eurotiales; Aspergillaceae
Exons: 2
Coding region: 1-1431 (476 amino acids)
Biological process (GO): amino acid transmembrane transport
Cellular component (GO): vacuolar membrane
Molecular function (GO): amino acid transmembrane transporter activity
Source: RefSeq, a predicted model, not a curated record